Molecule: messenger RNA, 2043 nt
Organism: Trametes versicolor FP-101664 SS1
Lineage: Eukaryota; Fungi; Basidiomycota; Agaricomycetes; Polyporales; Polyporaceae
Product: cytochrome P450
Exons: 14
Coding region: 179-1843 (554 amino acids)
Molecular function (GO): oxidoreductase activity, acting on paired donors, with incorporation or reduction of molecular oxygen; heme binding; monooxygenase activity
Source: RefSeq, a predicted model, not a curated record
GCGGAGACGGCGCGUGCUAGCUCUGCAAGGAGCAUUCGGCUCCCGUACCUCAUCACACCUCUUCGCGGCUGGUUCUGCAACACUGGCUCAAUCACCCGCCUCUUCUCCUCCAACCACCACCAGCUUGCGCGCGCCCUCCGUGUUGCGUUCCCGGAGGACGCUCUGACUUUCGCGAGCCAUGUCUGCGGCCUUUCAGACUCUCCUCGCAGCCUUCCUCGCAGUUCUUCUCGCGAUCGGCGCUGCCAGUGCACGGAAACUUCGGCAUCGCAUUCUCAGCGCCCGGAGUCGGAACUCUGCGCUGUGGAUGCUCCCGGGUCCCCCGAGCGCCAGCUGGCUCUUUGGCAACCUCAAGCAGCUCAACGAGACCCAGGAGGACAGGAUACUCGACCAGUGGGCAGAGGAGUAUGGCCCCGUCGUUCGUAUCAGCGGCUUUCUCAAUAGCCCGAUUGUGUUUCCCACCGAUACGCGGGCAAUCAAUCAUGUCCUGAUGCACUGUGCAGAGUAUCCGAAGCCCCAUUCCUCCCGACGCGAGUUGGAGAAGGCUCUUGGUCCAGGUUUAUUAUGUAGCGAAGGUGAUCAGUACAGGAGACAGAGGAAGGUCAUGAAUCCUGCGUUCGGUCCGACACAAGUACGCGAGUAUGCGGGACUAUUUAUUGAUAAAGCCAUUGAACUCCGCAACCUAUGGGCGGAACAAGAUACCGUCACCACACAACCUACACGUCUCAACGUACUCAAGGGCCUCAACAUGAUGACACUGGAUGUCAUGGGCAUCGCGGGUUUUGGCCACGACUUCGAGAUCAUGAGCUCACAUCGAAAUGCAAAUGCAAAUGAGCUCACAGAAGCAUGCGAUGCGGUCUUCAACCUGCCCAAUCGUACCCCCGUGCUACUAUUCUUCAAUCGUCUGAUUCCGAUAUUCGGCCUCUACCUGGAUGAGACGCUGCGGCGCGUCUCGCACUCUAAGAGUGUGAUUCGACGACUUGGUGCACAAUUGAUCAAAGCCAAGAAGGCCGACCUACAGCGCGAAGCGACCAAGGACGCGGAGAGCGGCGGACAGGGGCGGCGUUCGCCCCAGGGACGGGAUAUGCUCAGCCUCCUCGUUAAGGCGAAUGUCGCCGCAGAUCUCCCAAACAACCCGCGGCUGUCUGACGAAGACGUUCUGUCCCAAUUCCCGACGUUCCUGCUCACCGGCCACGAGACGACAAGCAGUGCCACGGCUUGGUGUCUGUACGCCCUGUCGCAAACACCAGACGUGCAACAUAAGCUCCGGAGCGAGCUGCUGUCCGUCGAGACGGACAGGCCGACGAUGGACGAGCUUGCGGCGCUGCCGUACCUCGACAUGGUCGUGCGCGAGACGCUCCGCUUGCACGCCCCCGUGGCGUCGACGAUGCGCGUCGCCACCAGGGACGAUGUCAUCCCCCUCAAUAAGCCGUUCAUAGGUCAGGAUGGCGUGGAGUACCAUUCUAUCGCAGUUUCCGCAGGCUGCCCUAUAAUCAUUCCGAUUCUGACGUUACAUCGUUCGAAAGCGAUAUGGGGCGAAGAUGCGUACGAGUUUAAGCCCGAACGCUGGCAAGACCCCCCAGCAGCGAUAUCGAGCCUCCCAGGCGUAUGGGGCCACCUCAUGACGUUCGGCGGCGGCCCUCGAGCGUGCAUAGGCUACCGCUUCUCUCUAGUCGAGAUGAGAGCGUUGAUCUUCACGCUUGUGCGCGCGUUCGCGUUCGCGCCGGCCAUCGACCCCUCGGAGCUGCGCACGCGCCCUGGGAUCGUGCUCCGUCCCUUCCUGGCUGGCGCGCCGAACGAGGGCAGCCAGAUCCCACUCAUGGUCACGCGAUACCAGGACCAAUAAAGUGUCCGCCGUGGGGAGUGGAGACGUCAGCGACUACGACGCUGCAAGCCCAAGUAGGUGAUUAUUUCUUACAUAUAAGCGUGGACGUUUUUGGUUUGAAUGUCCGGAGUAUGAGCCGAGCGAUCAUAAGCAUCGCUGAUUUUGAUUCGAGUACAGAGAGCUAUGGAAUUGGUUUAUGUUAGAUCCCGGUACACUCUAAU